Molecule: messenger RNA, 1990 nt
Organism: Arabidopsis lyrata subsp. lyrata
Lineage: Eukaryota; Viridiplantae; Streptophyta; Magnoliopsida; Brassicales; Brassicaceae
Product: calcium/calmodulin-regulated receptor-like kinase 1
Exons: 9
Coding region: 498-1811 (437 amino acids)
Biological process (GO): protein phosphorylation
Molecular function (GO): protein kinase activity; ATP binding
Source: RefSeq, a predicted model, not a curated record
UUAAAGUUUUAUUUGUUAUCGUUUGCUUGAAGCAGAACCUCUCUCUCAGUCUCUUUCUCACUCUUUGGAUUCUUUUCUCUGUAAUCAAAGCAAAGCUCUCGACCAUUUUUUCUCUUCAUAACUUUUCUUCCUUAUGGAUCCUCUGUUAAAAUGCACCAGUUUCCUAUAAUCCUACACAUUUCUACAGUCUUCUUUGGGGUUUGGUUGCUGAAGAAGAAGACGAAAUAAUGGAAAAGUAAACGACGAAAUUUAGGGAAAUAGAGAGAAUAAAGAAAGUUUUUUUAUUCAAAGCAGCGUUUCAAAAGAUUGCGCGAUUCUCUAGAUUCAUUUUCAAAUCCUUCUUCCUCGGGAUCUAAUCUAUAGCCGCUGGAUUUUAACUUCAAUUUCUGAAGUUGAAUUCAAUCUCUGAGCUUCAUGAAUCUCAGUAAUUUUAUCUUGGUGAGAAGCAUAUACAAGAGCUUGAGACAAUAAGGAGGAAACCAUUAUUAGUAUUGACAAUGGAAGGAGAAUCAUUUGGUUUGAUUGUUGGGAUCUCAUUAGGUUUGGUGAUUGGUGUUGCUUUAGCUAUUUCAGCUUUGUUCUGCUUUAGGUAUCAUAGAAAAAGGUCUCAGAUUGUCAAUAGUGGUUCAAGAAGAAGUGCUACCAUUCCUAUCAGAGAGAAUGGAGCUGAUUCUUGUAAUGUAAUGUCGGAUUCGACCAUUGGUCCGGAUUCGCCUGUGAAAUCUUCCAAGAAUGGGAGGUCUGUUUGGCUUGAAGGGUUUAAUAAGAGGAGUAAUGUCAUCUCUGCUUCUGGCAUUUUGGAAUAUUCCUACAGGGAUUUGCAGAAAGCGACAUGUAAUUUCACGACUUUGAUAGGCCAAGGAGCAUUUGGACCUGUCUACAAAGCUCAAAUGUCUACUGGUGAGAUUGUGGCUGUUAAAGUUCUUGCCACUGAUUCUAAACAGGGCGAAAAAGAGUUUCAGACAGAGGUUAUGUUAUUGGGAAGGUUGCAUCAUCGUAACCUAGUGAACUUGAUUGGAUAUUGCGCAGAGAAAGGCCAACACAUGCUUAUAUAUGUCUACAUGAGUAAAGGAAGCUUAGCUUCACAUUUAUACAGCGAAAAACAUGAACCGUUGAGCUGGGAUUUGAGGGUAUAUAUUGCUUUAGAUGUGGCACGAGGUUUAGAGUAUCUUCAUGAUGGGGCGGUUCCUCCUGUAAUCCACAGAGAUAUCAAAUCUUCCAACAUUUUGUUAGACCAAUCCAUGAGAGCUCGGGUUGCUGACUUUGGCCUCUCCAGAGAAGAAAUGGUUGAUAAACAUGCUGCUAACAUCAGAGGAACAUUUGGCUAUCUCGAUCCAGAAUACAUUUCCACAAGAACAUUCACCAAGAAAAGCGAUGUUUAUGGCUUCGGGGUUUUGCUUUUCGAGCUUAUAGCAGGAAGAAAUCCUCAACAAGGUCUAAUGGAAUUGGUUGAGCUGGCGGCGAUGAAUGCAGAGGAAAAAGUUGGAUGGGAAGAGAUAGUGGAUUCAAGAUUAGAUGGGAGAUUUGAUUUACAAGAAGUGAAUGAAGUUGCAGCUUUUGCUUACAAAUGCAUCUCUCGUGCACCUAGAAAACGUCCUAACAUGAGGGACAUUGUUCAGGUUUUGACUCGUGUUAUUAAGGUGAGACAUUGCAGAAAACGACAGAAGAAUUCUCCGUCGCCUUCUCCGCGGCCUCUGCCUCCUCCGAUAGUGGAGGAGUCAGAAGGUGAGCUAACCGCAAACGGAUCAUUACGAUCAGAAACUCAUCGGAGGGAUAAUUCCGUGGACAGUAGUAUAGCUGAAGACUUGUGAUUCUUACAACAACAAAAAGAAAAGUAUAAAGUUUUUAAAUUAUUAUCAACUCUUAAAAUGUGAUUUAUCUUCAAAUUUUUUUUGGGUUUUUAGUCUUUUGGUAGGAGAAACUCAACUAUGAUGUAUGGUACUAGGUUGUCUAUAUUUUUCUUUUGUGAAUGAAAAAAAAUAUUUUUUUA